Myotis daubentonii (Daubenton's bat) is the source of this 1985-nucleotide messenger RNA. RefSeq names its product HSPB1-associated protein 1-like (gene HSPBAP1). Bases 728 to 1600 code for a protein of 290 amino acids. Lineage: Eukaryota; Metazoa; Chordata; Mammalia; Chiroptera; Vespertilionidae. The transcript is spliced from 3 exons. The record is from RefSeq and is a predicted model, not a curated record.
UUGAGCAUUGCAGCUUCCCAAGAUAAUUUUGAAUUUGAGUCUCAUUUAUGCUUUUAGUGAAACUCCUUCAGGCUGGCUUGUGCCCUUUUGGUAUGUCACCAUUAAUCUUUGAGAUUAUCCUUGCUUUCUGGUACAUAGUAGAUACCCCAGGAUUGCCUUGUACUUGGGCUGCCCCAAACUUGGAAGUCAAUAAUUUCUCCAAGUGGCCAAGGUUCCUUUUAGUGGGAAUGGUAUUUAGAAAUCCAGAUUUGGGCUCUACGGCUGCUCAUUGCUACUGGUGUCACUGUUUCCAGACUCUCUAAGUGGUGAAGCUAGAAUGUAGUAUAGAUAGGUAGGUGAUUGAUAGAUUGUUAGAUAGAAAUAUACCUAUACUUCUAAAUCAAAGUUAACAUUAUAGGGAUUUUUCUUAUUUAUUUCUUUAGUCUUCUCUUACACUGAAUUUCUGGGUCCAUAAUAACAGUAACAUAUUUACUUCUUUGUUUUAUCCACCAAUGUUUUUUCAGAUGUCGAAUUUACAAUUCCAAAUUCUAGUACUCAUAUGUGACUUUCUUUUCAGAAACUAUAAAACUUGUCAGUAAAAUUUGAUAUUUUUUUGCAUCCUUUUUAUCGUUAGACUAUAUCCUACUAACUGGGUACAGAGUACUAUUUUCAGUAGCCAUCAUGACAGAAUUCUUUUCAUUUGUGAUUAUGACUUCAGUUUUUGCUGUUAAGGCCUUCAACUGAUUGGAUGAGGUCCACCCACAUUGUUGAGGACAAUCUUCAUUAUUUAAAUUCAACUGAUUAUAAAUAUCAAUCACAUCUAGAAAAUAUCUUCACAGCAACAUCUCUGCCAGUGCUUGACCAAACAACUGGCACCAUAGCCGAAUCAAGUUCACUUAUAAAAAUAACCAUCACAUACAGCAACUCUAUGUUUAACCUUCUGAGGAACUGUCAGGCUAUUUUCCAAAGCAGCGGCACCCUUUACAGUCCCACCAGCAGUGAAGAGGAACACCAGGCUCGGGUAGAAGAGGCAAUCGCCCGCAUGCUUGUGUGCGCCCUGAAAACUGCGGAGGACCCACACAGUACCAGGGCUUGGUUAAACCCAACGGAGGUUGAGGAAACGUCCCAUGAAGUCAAUUGUCGCUACUUAAAUAGAGCUGUUUCUGCCUUUUUUGAUCAUUGCAGAACAUCUGAGACAGUAGAAAUCCAAACACUCAGAACAAACGGAGAGCACAUGAAAAAGGAAGAAUUCAACAUGCACAACAACCUCAUGGAGGUAGAUCAAACAGGUAGCCAGAAGUUAACCUUGGGAACAGUAGGAGAGCAGGCAGCAUGUCCCUUUGGCCCUGAUCUGGUUCCCGUGCUACCGAGUUCAGAAGAUCCACCCUCAGAAACAGGAGGCAUGUUUAAAAAUGAUCGUAAAGACUUUGUUGGCAAAGCUGGAGAGCACUUUGACAAAUUGCACUGUACAAAGAAGCAACGAAUGAUGAGUGGACGUGAGAAUAAAAUUGUGGAACAGGUUGCUUCAAAUAGUACUAUGGCUCCUUCCCAAACUUUCAUUUCUACAGAUGACUUACUGGACUGCUUGGUGAAUCCACAAGUAACCAAGAUAGUGGCAUAACUUUUGAUACAAGGAAGAAGUUUGUGAUUGUAAUAGAAAAUGACUUUUUAAAUAUUUCAAACAUUUUUAAAAUAGUGUGAUUUUUAAAUAAAAGAUGAAACAAUGAAAAGCAGUUUGCACAGGCUUGUACAUGUACUUGUUCUUACCUAGUUAAAUUUCAACCUCUUGCCACCUUCUUGCAUGUACAUUGCUCUUUGCCCAAACUGGCUCUUUGUUAUUUGUGAGGCCUUCUUUCUGAGCCUUUUUCUUUCCUCUCCCUUCCCAUCUCCUCAGCCUAUUUCAAACGUAAGCCCCAAGUGUUCUCAACAGGAAAUAAUCUCUCUAUCAGCCUUAAGCAGGGGUCAGCCUGCUGCUUGUUUUUGUGAUAAAGUUUUAUUGGACCACA